Molecule: messenger RNA, 303 nt
Organism: Adineta steineri
Lineage: Eukaryota; Metazoa; Rotifera; Eurotatoria; Adinetida; Adinetidae
Source: the annotation of a GenBank genome assembly
AUGCUUAUUAUUUGUCCGCCAUGUGCUAUUAAAGCUACUCAACUUCUUUCUGGUCCUAUAUCAAUCUCUAAUUUAUUGUAUUCUUGGCUCUUAAGUUUAAUUUAUAUAUAUAUUUUUUAUGUACAAUUUAAUAAUAGUAAUGAUAUCGCAGGUGUUGAAGGAGAUCGUAUUGAUAAACCAGAGCGACCAAUUCCAUCGAAUCGUGUUAGCAUAAAACGAGCUUGGCAUCUUUAUUAUAUUACAGUUAUGAUUUAUAUUGUUUAUUCUUAUUCAAUAGGUCAUUUAUUUCCAUGUUUAAUAUGA